Molecule: messenger RNA, 3547 nt
Organism: Chanos chanos (milkfish)
Lineage: Eukaryota; Metazoa; Chordata; Actinopteri; Gonorynchiformes; Chanidae
Gene: grk3
Product: G protein-coupled receptor kinase 3
Exons: 21
Coding region: 1304-3370 (688 amino acids)
Biological process (GO): regulation of signal transduction; G protein-coupled receptor signaling pathway; protein phosphorylation
Molecular function (GO): G protein-coupled receptor kinase activity; G protein-coupled receptor binding; ATP binding
Source: RefSeq, a predicted model, not a curated record
GUUUUUAAUCAGAUAUCUGAUUAUUGCUGGGCGCUCCAAAUACACCACUCAUUGAGAUUUAGACUGAGCUUUCGGUAGAGAGCUGUCUAGCUUCGGUUGUUUGAGAACCGAAGUUUAACUGGCUGGCCAGCUGUAGCGAGGAAGCUAAGCUACUUUGUUCCGGUGCUGGCUAACUUGCUAGCUAGCAAGCUGGGGAACUAUUAGUUGUGACACCCCUCGCCGUUGUCAACCAAGAAAAUGGAGAAGCCAUAGUUUGACGGUGGUGCCGUUGCUAGCCAGAAUUUUCAGAUAAUAUAUUUACGAUGUUUGACGAUUAGAUACGAGGAUACAGUCGCUUGGGUUUUCGAACGAUAAGUGUUCAUGAACAACUAUAUUUAGUCAGCUAAUUAAUCAACCUGUGCGGAGAAGACAAAUUAUUUAUGUAUUUCCAACAGCAUAAUUGGAAUACACAUCGAAUAACUGCGGCAAGGAAAGCACUGUUCAAAGAAUUACAGCACAGCUGUUUUAGUUACCACAGAUUAGCUCGAUAAAUGUGCUCUACGAACCUGAGAACAAUUCACUGGAAAAUGAAACAGCAUAUUGAUGCAUGAUUCGUCCAUUUUCACGCUUUUCUGGUUUCAAGGAGUGAGCUGUCUUGCUUGUAAUUUAAUCCCAUUUUAGCGAGCAUUUUAAAAUCACCUUUUGCUAUUAAGAUGUCAUUUUAGAGUAUGCAUUUGUAGGACGUGUGUUGCGAGAUACUGAGAUGCGUUAUUGUUAAUGCAUUUAUACAAAUUCUUUAUCAGAGCAGUCUGCUUUUGAAGGCAACGCCAGUAUUCCUAUUUUUAUGAAUUUACGUUUACCCAAUUCGUUAACUAGCCAUUGGUUUAGACCAGCAGGUGGGUUAUCAUAAUAAGCUUACUGGAAGGGGGUGGGGGGCCAAAACUGUAUUCCUUAUCAAUAUUAACGUAAUCAUUACAACGGUUAUUUUGAAACUGUUGGCCUGUGACCAAAUCGUCUUCUGUCGUUUUCAUCAGACCAAAAGAGAUUGUCCAAGGAGAGACAAAUCUGAAUCUGACGAAGUUGUAUCGAUUGCUCCGCUUGAAUCUUGUGUUAUCUGUCACAAUGGCUGUUUUUUGAGUCUCGCAAAUCUAGACGAAGAAAAAGACACGCCAGACUCGAUGCUCAUCUUUGACUUCCACAAACUCUCACUUAUACAAUUUUGCUGUUGAUUCAAAGUAAUUUUUUUUCACUGGACAUUGUCAUCUGUCCCUCCGAACAUUCCCACGGCUGGUUCUGUAUCGAUUCGGUCGACCCGGGGUUGAAGAUGGCGGACCUAGAAGCAGUUCUCGCCGAUGUAAGCUAUUUGAUGGCGAUGGAGAAGAGUAAAUCUACUCCAGCAGCCAGGGCGAGUAAAAAAAUCAUCCUCCCUGAACCCAGUAUUCGGAGUGUGAUGCAGAAAUACCUGGAGGAGAGAGAUGAGCUGACCUUUGACAAAAUCUUCAAUCAGAAGAUCGGAUUCCUUCUGUUUAAGGAUUUCUGUAUGAAUGAGAUCGAUGAAGCAGUGCCCCAGCUGAAGUUCUAUGAGGAGAUAAAGGAGUAUGAGAAGUUGGACUGCGAGGAGGAGAGGUUGACCCGGAGUCGACAGAUAUACGAUGGCUACAUCAUGAAGGAACUUCUGUCCUGUUCGCAUCCCUUCUCAAAGAAGGCCGUGGACCACGUCCAGACUCACCUGUCCAAGAAGCAGGUCCCGCCCAGUCUCUUUCAGCCGUACAUAGUGGAAAUCUGCGACAGUCUUCGUGGGAAAAUAUUUCAGAAGUUCAUUGAAAGCGACAAGUUCACGCGAUUCUGUCAGUGGAAGAAUGUAGAACUCAACAUCCAUUUGACGAUGAACGAUUUCAGUGUCCAUCGGAUCAUUGGCAGGGGCGGGUUUGGGGAAGUGUACGGAUGUCGAAAGGCAGAUACAGGGAAAAUGUAUGCCAUGAAGUGUUUGGACAAAAAAAGGAUUAAAAUGAAGCAGGGGGAGACAUUGGCACUUAAUGAGAGAAUUAUGCUGUCACUGGUCAGCACAGGGGACUGCCCGUUCAUUGUAUGCAUGACCUAUGCGUUUCACACCCCUGAUAAGCUGUGUUUUAUCCUGGACCUGAUGAAUGGUGGUGACCUUCACUAUCACCUCUCCCAGCAUGGUGUCUUCAGUGAGAAGGAAAUGCGUUUCUACGCAGCCGAGAUCAUCCUGGGCCUGGAGCACAUGCACAACCGGUUUGUUGUCUACAGAGACCUUAAGCCGGCAAACAUUCUCUUAGAUGAACACGGACAUGUUCGCAUCUCUGACCUGGGCUUGGCCUGCGAUUUCUCCAAGAAAAAACCACAUGCUAGCGUAGGUACACAUGGCUAUAUGGCACCUGAGGUUCUGCAGAAGGGCACGGCGUAUGACAGCAGCGCGGACUGGUUCUCUUUGGGCUGUAUGCUCUUCAAACUCCUGAGAGGGCACAGUCCAUUCCGGCAGCACAAGACCAAAGACAAACAUGAGAUCGACCGCAUGACCCUUACUAUGAAUGUGGAGCUGCCGGACUCCUUCUCUGCCGAGCUGAAAGACCUGUUGGAAGGACUCUUACAGAGAGACGUGGCCAAGAGGCUGGGAUGCCGUGGCCAGGGAGCGACGGAGGUGAAAGAGCACCAGUUCUUCAGAGGCAUUGAUUGGCAGCAGGUGUACCUGCAGAAGUACCCUCCACCCUUAAUUCCUCCAAGGGGGGAGGUCAAUGCUGCAGAUGCCUUUGACAUCGGCUCUUUUGAUGAAGAGGAUACCAAGGGCAUUAAGCUGCUGGACAGUGACCAGGAGCUGUAUAAGAACUUCCCCUUGGUGAUAUCGGAGCGCUGGCAGCAGGAGGUGGCUGAGACGGUUUACGAAGCUGUAAACAGCGACACAGACAAAAUCGAGGCGCGCAAGAGAGCGAAGAACAAGCAACAGGGUCACGAGGAGGACUAUGCGCUGGGGAAGGACUGUAUUAUGCAUGGAUACAUGCUGAAGCUGGGAAACCCUUUCCUGACACAGUGGCAACGCCGAUAUUUCUACCUGUUUCCCAACCGUGUAGAGUGGAGAGGAGAGGGAGAGUCCAGGCAAAACCUGUUGACGAUGGAGCAGAUUGUGACUGUGGAGGAGACGCAGAUUAAGGAGAAAAAGUGCAUCCUCUUAAGGAUUAAAGGAGGCAAACAGUUCGUCCUGCAGUGUGAGAGUGAUCCGGAGUUUGUGCAGUGGAAAAAAGAGCUGACAGAGGCCUUCACCGAGGCCCAGAAACUUCUGCGUCGAGCUCCCAAAGUGAUCGGCAAAGGCCGUGCAAGUGUGGUGGAGCUGUCCAAACCCCCACUCACCCACCGCAAUAGCAACGGCCUGUGAGACCCCCACUCACUGUGCCCCCCCCCUCCCCCUUCCCCACACAGACCCACGCUUGCCCCUCCCCAACUCCACCCCAGCACCCAGGGACACAAGUCACAUCUCACCCUUGUCAUCAAUCUGGAUGGUGCUGCUGGACCAAGGCCUGUGCUCCUGCUCCCUCCAAUUCUCUCUCUGCUA